AGGAAUCUUCGGGUUUGAGACGUCUACGCAGCGUAGUUAAUCACUAGCCCUAUGCAGGGCAUCAAUCGAAAGUCCUCGUAUUAUUGCCGAGACUAUCUCGGGCCCAACUACUACAGAAUCUAGCUUCGGCCUCCAUGCUCUUUCUCAUCCAUCAACGCCUUCAAGAAUAAUAUAUAAUAAUAAGCAACGGAAGAACCGGACGCUCCCGCUGCGGCACUAUGGACCCCUGUACUCCUUACUCCGGCAGAACUCAGGCUUCAAAUUUAACUUAAAACGCCACGUUCCUUGGUAGUUAACGUUAGCGGGAAAUUCUGGUAACGGCCGCUGUUUUCUCCAUGGAACUCGUGCAUUCUCCUGCUGCAAAUAAUGAUCCAGACACUUGCACUUUGGAUAUUUUCGGUUUCUCAAGACUGUUGAUCUCGGCAGGCUCGGAAUUGAGACCCUGCUAUAAACUCGCGGUAGAUCCCUGUUUGAAUUUCGAAAUCGGAUCCCGUGCGGUUCAAACAUUCUGCUGAAUCUGAUGGAUCUCACCAGGAACAAUGAAUGAACUCUCCGCAGGGUCCGCUGCGCCUGUCAAUUGUUCAAAAGGCUCCGAGAUAUUUAGGUUAUCGCUCUUGAUCCCUCAAUAAUAAUACAGCCUAGCGAAUACGCGAAGUUGGAGCAAGGAUGGGUGUUUCAAGGCACUCCUUCGCUUGUCCAGAUGACUCCACGCAGGCCACAAGGCGCUGACGUUCUUGUGACUAUAUGGGGAUACAAGACAUAUUGAUGCAGCCAUAAUUAUUCUCAACUUGCCCCGUCAGCAAGUGAUGGGGGAACGCCCCAUUGGGCUACUAAACAAGAAAGCAGCAAUCCUUGAGGAACACCGGGUCCCCAACCUCAUAUUCUGACAGUGUCGCACUGCUAGAAUCCUAGCUACUCAAGUUCGGAAGCUCUCACUACACCUUCUACUAGACCGCCAUGCUGCCUGCUGGUGUUGGCCGUUGCGGCGACUUUGAGAUUCUAAACUUACGGAGGAUUCGAUGGACAUCUCAACGGUCGUAAUGCAAAAUGGGGUGGGCAUCCUACCCUGCACUGCUUCGUGCAAUCUCAGCAUGUAUGGAAAAUGCAUAUAUACCCAGCUGGGCCCGCUCUGAAUCCAACUUUUCUGCCAUUCCUUACACACUCUAUCCUUUACUUUUGGACAUUGUUAUCCGUCAAAGGCAAGUGCUUGCCGUCUCCUUUUGCCUAGCAGGGCAAGAUGGUCGUCCUCUCUUUACUAUGCCCGUUGAUGUUGCUUGGGCUUGCAAGUGCCCAGAUCAUCAAAGAUCCACUUGUUAAAAAUGUCCUCGAUUUUGAUUCCACCUUCGACGCUAGCCUACCCGCUCCGCAGAAGUAUACUUAUAAGAAAUGGACCACAUAUGAGAUUGAACAAGGGCUUCCGCCAGAUAGUACCUGGACUGCGAGUUAUUACGAGAAGGAGAGUCGACACUACUGUAGAGCUGACUUCUCCGUUUACAAUGUCACUUAUGCCGAUGUGCGAACCCCUUCAAUUCUCUCCUACAUGUGUGGCCCUCAUCAGUUCACGUACCCUCAGUUGCCUAACCCGAGUUUGCACCUUAGUGUCCUGAGCCCUGGGUUAUUGGCCACUGCGCCAAAGCAGAGAUUAGCAGAGAAGCUACCUUUGACUUACUUGGCCGCCUCCCAUCAAGUGCCCGCGGUGUGAUCUCUGACCUUCUCAAUGCAAAUAUCGAACGAGGCCUGAGCUUCAGGUGGCAUAAUAAGCAUUCCGUGAUGUUGGGAGGAUAUUUUCGCCCAGCUGAUGGCCUCAAAGCAGCGUUGGCAGCACUGUGGGUUGGUGGGCCUGGCGUUCCCUAUGAAACCUUUUUGAACGCUGUUAAUGCCGAUACCUGCGUGGCUGAUACACGUGCUGCGGAGUCCUUGAAGCGGGAUGGGUCAUUGGGAGAUGCAGUAGAGAAAGGGUUUGCAGUCGCGGCAUAUUUGAAGCUUGUCAAAGGCACUCCCCCAUUUGAUGCAAGCUGCAUGAGCAAUCAACUCAAAGUCCUUGGAGCAAUUCUGGAUCAGAGGUGGGAUGCACCAGGCCAGUGCCCGGACAAGAAAGCGCCCGAACUCGUGAAGUACAGAAGUGUUCUGUUUUCAGCCGGAAUAGAAGUACUCAACACGGAUCCCGUGCCAGGCUCUAGGCCUGCAGAAGUUGUGUAUUGGCCAAAGUUCAAGGGCUAUCCCGAAUUUUGCUGGAAUGAGGCUCGGGCACAGAGGUCAAAUGAUGACCUGAGGCCCCGGUGCGAACCUAGGCGUCUUAAUGUCUUUAAUGUCACCUACGAAGACUGCCCGGACCAAGACCCCUGGGUAAUCUGUCAUUGUUCUGAUGCACAGCAGUCAUUGGAUGAUGUGAUCAGGCGAGUUGGCCAGCUGCCACCAGGAUUGCGGAGCCACAUGAUUCACCUUAUUGCCUUCGAACAUAGCUCUGUUGGUGGUGCCGCUGUUCUCCCCUGGAAUAUGGUCAUGAUCUUCGGCGAAGCGCAAGAUAGUGUAUAUAUGCAUGAGGCUAGCCAUUGCAUUGACCGAGGAUUCUAUGCGAGCGAGACCUUCCGAACUGCCAAAGCAAAGGAUUCUUGUUGGCCAACACACUACUCCAAAUCUGCAGAUAUCGAGCUUUUCGCUGAGAUUGGUGUGCUAUAUCUUUAUGAUAAGAGUGGCAAGACACUCAUCCAGCGGGGACAUGACCCAGCUUGUCUCGCCAACGGGCUGAAGGCAAUUGACGCGUAUGUCGGCCUCGACUAUCAACGAGGCGGCAGCAAAUGUUUCAAGCGAAAGCCAAAUUCUAAGGUUGUUUAUCCACCCGGGUUCCAAAUCCAGAGUCCGGAGCCGUAUAUCAGCAACGCCGUGAUUGAGAACUUCUCCAACCCUGGUGAUGUGUCCUCGCUGUCCUCACUGUCCUCACCAGCCUCACCUUGGGGCGACUACCCGCGGGAGAUCCAUGGGCAAUAGAUCUAAGGGUUUAUCAUAGAAGCUGUUAUCAUGUUUCCUCUUUUCUUCUUCCAUUAUUGUUAUUCUGCCCGAUUUAAUCUGUUUUCUUCCCCCCUUGUCUACCUAAGCUUUUGAGGAAAGUUUUUAUCUUCUAGAUACAUGGUGCUAGUAGGUGCAUUUUGGGGGAGGUUAUCUUGAAUGACAAACAGACGAUUAUAGGCUUCUCCGUAACAUAAUAAGUGAAAUCGUCUAUUGUAGUAUAUCAUCAUAGUUUUAUUCCGUAUAUAAGAAACUUUCUAGCGCCC
Molecule: messenger RNA, 3272 nt
Organism: Blastomyces dermatitidis ER-3
Lineage: Eukaryota; Fungi; Ascomycota; Eurotiomycetes; Onygenales; Ajellomycetaceae
Exons: 3
Coding region: 1771-2988 (405 amino acids)
Source: RefSeq, a predicted model, not a curated record